GCUAAACAACUUCCUCGCCACCCACCGGCCCGGCCCGGUGGUUACGGUUCCGGUCCGGGGUGCCGAUGGUAACGUCACUGUGGAACCGUUGGCCAAAUUUGUGACCCUUCGCCUGUUGCCCCACGGCACCACCAUCACCACCACCAUUCGGCGGCAGCUCCGGAAGCGGCUUGCGAGCCCACAGGCUGCGAUCUCGACGCUUCUGUUGGCGUUGCUGUUGGCCAUCGCAACGGUGGCCAUCGUCGGCGGUGGACGCAGCCAGCGGUUGCUGCACCAGCUUUCGUCAUUUGCAAAUGAAGAUUGCAUCGUGACCAUGCCGGCCGAGCUGCAAAAAGCCUUCCGUCCGCCGGAGGAUUGCAGCUUCUGCGCCUCGGUACGCACCGUACCACGGUUGGCGCGCGUCAAUCCGGACGAUUUUGCGGCCGACUACGCAUACACCGGAUGGCCCGUCAUCGUGACGGAUGCCACCGCCAACUGGACGGCCCUGGACCGCUUCGACUAUUGGUUCUUCAAGCGGCUGUACGAAACAUAUGGUAGCGGACCGCGGGCCGAAAGCUGUCAGUUUUUCCCGUACCAAACCGGACUCCGCAACAUCCAACAAGCCCUUUCCCUUCCACCGGCCCGCGUACGCUACGAACCGGGCACCGAACCGUGGUAUUUUGGUUGGAGCAACUGUGAUCCGGCCAUCGUGCGGGUGCUACGCGAGCAUUACGGCAGACCGUACUUUUUGCCGCCCGAUUCCGAGAACAACGCCAUCGAUUGGGUCUUCAUGGGUGGACCCGGUCUCGGUGCACACAUGCAUGUGGAUAAUGUUCGCCUUCCCUCGUGGCAAUCGCAACUAAAGGGCGCCAAGGAAUGGAUCCUAGCUCCACCACCAGAGUGUCUGUACCAGUGCGAGUUUCUAUCGGUCGUCGUACAAACCGGAGAAACGAUUGUGUUGGACACCAACAAAUGGUAUCACAAGACGAAUGUCCUGCCUGGCCCAAUCAGCAUCACCGUUGGAGCGGAGUACGAUUAAGCUCAUACCAAUAGUUCAUCCACAGAAACCUUUACUCACCUUGAUAUGAUCGUCGUUCCCGGUGGGAACUCUACUAUGUCCUCACGGAUUUCCAGAUCGUUGUAGAAGCUGACGACGU
This is a messenger RNA of Anopheles darlingi, 1136 nucleotides long. RefSeq lists its product as uncharacterized. The coding region runs from base 314 to 1018 and encodes 234 amino acids. The record is from RefSeq and is a predicted model, not a curated record. NCBI's taxonomy places the organism in Eukaryota, Metazoa, Arthropoda, Insecta, Diptera, Culicidae. The transcript is spliced from 4 exons.